AAGAUAAGACAGUUGUGCAGCCCUAUCUGUCAUGUCAUUUUCACACCUACCCCUAAAAGAAUUCCACAUGAAGAAACAUACAAAAUCCCCUAUUUCAAUCGAUCUUCUCCCUCGUAGAAAUCAUUAUUGAAUUUCAGGCGAGAAUCGAGAUGGGUGUUAGCAGAGUCACCACGCAAACCUUCACGACCCGAGUCACUCCGGCGAGGAUGUUCAAGGCCUUGAUUCUCGACUGCCACAACAUCUGCCCCAAACUCAUGUUCUCCUCCAUCAAAUCCAUCGAAUUCAUCCAAGGUGAAGAAGCCGAAGUCGGAACCAUCAGACAACUCAAUUUCACCGAAGAUCAUCCUUAUAAAUACGUGAAGCACCAGAUCGAUGCGAUCGACAAAGAGAAGUUCGUGUGCAAGUACAGGUUUAUUGAAGGCGAUGUGUUGUUGGACAAGCUUGAAUUUAUUACUUAUGAGAUAAAGUUUGAAGGGUAUGGAAGUGGAGGCUGUGUCUGCAAGAUGAAGAGCGAGUAUAUACCGAAAGAAGGUGUGGAGAUUCAAGAAGUGGAUGUGGAGCUUGGGAAGGAUAGAUCCAUUGGGAUGUAUGAGGUUGUGGAGGCUUAUCUGUUAGCACACCCUCAAAUAUAUUCUUGAACAAAAAAAAAAGGUGAUGAUUUUGAUUAUUGUAGGAGACGUUGUUCUUAUUAACAAUCAAUUAUGGAUAGGAUAUAUGGUCAGUGAGAUCAGAUAAUAACAAUCAAUUAUGGUGAUACAUGUUCAAAGAGAUCAGUAGACCAAUUAUUUGUAUAUUUUGGGGGGUUCCCUCCGACACUCAUAUAUGUGAUAUUUAAUAAAGAUUUUGAAUUUGAG
Tripterygium wilfordii is the source of this 854-nucleotide messenger RNA. RefSeq names its product pathogenesis-related protein STH-21-like. Gene Ontology annotation, cellular component: nucleus; cytoplasm. Gene Ontology annotation, biological process: defense response; abscisic acid-activated signaling pathway. Gene Ontology annotation, molecular function: protein phosphatase inhibitor activity; abscisic acid binding; signaling receptor activity. The transcript has 2 exons. The record is from RefSeq and is a predicted model, not a curated record. NCBI's taxonomy places the organism in Eukaryota, Viridiplantae, Streptophyta, Magnoliopsida, Celastrales, Celastraceae. The coding region runs from base 150 to 638 and encodes 162 amino acids.